This is a messenger RNA of Paracoccidioides lutzii Pb01, 1305 nucleotides long. RefSeq lists its product as hypothetical. The transcript is spliced from 2 exons. Bases 1 to 1305 code for a protein of 434 amino acids. The record is from RefSeq and is a predicted model, not a curated record.
AUGUCAAACAACCGCUUUUCCGACGGUUGUCGCCGAAAAGGUGGCCCGACUGGGUUCAGUUCUACCGGCAGAAAGACAGCUCUCGGAUACUGGCUUCCCCUUGCUAUUACCGUUGGCGUUGCGACUGUCAGCCUUGCUGCUUGGGUAUGGAGUGAGCGACGGGACGAUGACGAGGAUGACGAAGAUUACUAUGGGGACGACAAGCGUCCAACUGGAUCUGAACAUGGGCCUGAAUUUGGCCAACCCCAAGGUGGACCUUCAAGAGCUACGGGAGUGUAUGACGGAGCUCAACCUGAAGACGCUAGCGUAAUAUCGCGACUUCAAGGCGCUUUGCGAGGAACACCGAGUCCGCAGCAACUAUUCGACGGUGCUAGUAGAAGAGUUGCGGCGGGAGUGGCUGCUGCUGGAGCUGUAGUUGGAGGCGCGUUGGGUGCGAUUCUUGAAGCGCGUUCGGGCGAUUACGAAGACCAUUCUCUAUGGACUGAAGAGGCUAAUUCUAGAGGCGUGUUCGCUACUGCAGGAUCUCCGCCUAUGUCGGGCGCGUUACCUCCAGCUGUACUUUCGGCGAAACAGGCAGUUCCCACAAAGUGCAGAAAAACAGUGGCUAUCGUGGUGUCCUCGGUUGGUGCGCCUGGGGAGCAGGAAGGUGUCGGGGGACAAAUAUCACAACAUGCAUCGAUCCUGUCCCAUCUACACGAAUACGCGGAUCCCGAUACUGCACAAAUCUUUGUCUUGAUAUACGCCCCCGGUUUGGAACCCCGUUCAACCUCCUUCAAAGUCUCCCCCCGCCCCACACCAUCUCUUUCUUCUUCCUAUGCCAACAUUGGCCAUGAUGGGGCUUCAGCGGAAAAUUCUCAGGAUGCCUCUGUCCUGGAAGCUGUUGAACCUUGCCCGGCUGGAUAUGAGUUCGAGUCCGCAUCACCACUUUUCAAAGCCCUCAGUAACCAGGCCCAAGCACUAGUAGACAAAGAGACAAUGAUUAUGCCAUUCAGCACACCAAUGGGCCACGUUCAUAUUCUCCGACACCUGUCUCCAGACGUUGUCUAUAUCCAAGAAAGCCUGACUGGAAAUGACGGCGAGGCGGUCAACCAGAUCAUUGGAUGGGUUCGACAGGUUGUUAUUAUUGUUGGCACCGAUGGCGGGCUUGGUAGCUUGGUAGAUAGUGAUGAUGAGUCGGCGCUUGCUGACAAGGGCGAGAAAUGGUGGCAGAAAGAAGGGGUUACUGGCUUGGGCAAACGGAUUGAUGUGGUGGACGGAUUGAGAACAGGGGAAGAUUGGAGACGGCGGGUCUCUGGCCAUGAUUGA